UACAACGUCAUCAACGUGCGCAGAGCUGAGGUGGCGCUUGAGAGGAGGGUUUGUGUUUCCGGCUGCUCACCUGAAAUCGCCGCGGGGUCUCGUCAUGACUAAACUCCAACAGUGGCUGCUCGGUGUGUCGCUGGUGGUCGCAGUCUGGGCCGUGGUCACUUUCGACCUGUUGGACCUGCGCCUGUCGCGCACGUACCGGGAGGUCGCCUGGCCGAUGCCGCUCUACCUGCUGGUGUCGUUCGGCUGCUACUCGCUGGCCACGGUGGGAUACAGGCUGGCCACCUUCAAUGACUGCGAGGAGGCGGCGCUGGAGCUGCAGCAGCAGAUCCAAGAGGCCAGAGAGGACUUGAGGAAAAGGGGUUUAAAUAUGUAAAAACCAUGUCAAGGACCACGUAGAGACUUUUUGGGGAGCAAUGGAAUGGAUCCACACAAACCCCAGUAUCUGCACUUGUGAGGUUGGGGUCUUGUGUGGAACGAGGCUGAACUCUGAGCUGACGCUCUUCUUUACUGAUUCCAGCUGACUUCAUUUGAACAUAAAAAAUCCCUCCAUGCCUCCUUGUUUUUAUACUGUUAUUCACUAGCACGUCUUUCAGGUUAGACAUCGAUCAGAUGCGCAAGAUUUUUUUCUGUUACUCAACAAGUGGCGACAAAUAAGAGAGAAAUCCGCUGAACAUAUUUAUCAUUCUGGCCAUUUAAAUAAAGCUAAUCUAAAGUGAAUUAAAUAUAUAUUCAGGAACAUCCAAUUCCGCUCACAUCAGUGUGAAGUUGGGGGUUGCACUGAUUGGCACAUUAGCAGAUUAGUGCUGUUUUGCUUGAAGACUACACACACAGUUGAAGUUCAUAUCACUGGGAUUAUUAAAUCUUCACAUUGUGACCAGUCGUGCAUCGCUGAACAAAUCAAACCCAAAGGUCACAUUUGGAACGAUCUGACUAUAUUCUCGACUGGGAUUCCUCAGAUGCUUUCAAUCUGCGUCGGCUCCAUGAUUGUAAAACACCUUGUGUCAGCCUUGUUGUCGUGUAUCUGGAGUGAUUGUUGCUUGUUGCAGUUAUACAUGGAGUGGAUUUUUACCUGUAAUGUACAUUCCAUUGUCCAGUUUCAGAUUUGUUCCCUGUGGCUACUGCUGGGAUGUAAUUAAAAAGGAGUCUAUUUUCUUCAGCA
This is a messenger RNA of Scophthalmus maximus (turbot), 1159 nucleotides long. It is a transcript of the gene dpm3, whose product is annotated as dolichyl-phosphate mannosyltransferase subunit 3, regulatory. The record is from RefSeq and is a predicted model, not a curated record. Bases 95 to 373 code for a protein of 92 amino acids. Gene Ontology annotation, biological process: GPI anchor biosynthetic process. Gene Ontology annotation, cellular component: dolichol-phosphate-mannose synthase complex; endoplasmic reticulum membrane. Lineage: Eukaryota; Metazoa; Chordata; Actinopteri; Pleuronectiformes; Scophthalmidae. The transcript has 2 exons.